This is a messenger RNA of Trichoplusia ni (cabbage looper), 3346 nucleotides long. RefSeq lists its product as uncharacterized. The record is from RefSeq and is a predicted model, not a curated record. The coding region runs from base 651 to 2015 and encodes 454 amino acids. Lineage: Eukaryota; Metazoa; Arthropoda; Insecta; Lepidoptera; Noctuidae. The transcript is spliced from 4 exons.
UUAGGAUAGUCAAAGGAUAGAAAUAGCUUUUGAAUAUAUAGUCCGGAAACUCCUCAGCAUAUGACAGGUAGCGUGAAGAAAAACUUUCUCAAUACAAUGUUCUAUAAUUACAAUAGCCGUAUGUUCGUCAGGUAAGCGACCUUGGCGCGUGCGCAUAACGACGCGCCGACCAACAUUGUUCCUUCUCUCAUCCAGAUUAGCAUGGCGCUGAGAGAACACAAUAGCGCCGAUAACAGACACAAAUAGGACGAACAAUCCACUUACAUAAGUUGUGUUUAAAAAUAUACUGCCCACUAAAAUAGCCAGCCUAUUGAUAAACAAAUCUAAACGUUGAACAAAGUGUGUUUACAAAACUAUCUCUAAUGACAUGAGCGAUUCACUAACACCUAACUACAAUAGAUUAUAAUAACACACUCCAAAUUAAAUUGACGACAAUCUAUACAUAAUUAUACACAUUAUACCAAACACCAUAAGUGUUGCCAAGAACGUCACUAUAAUUGAUCGAUUAUCCAUUUUCAAGUUGGAGGCGAUCCAAAACCCGGCCAAGUUUAGUGUCGGGAAGUGUCAGCGGAGUACCACAGUGACGUGCAAUGGUGCAAGUGUAGGGUAACAGUGGAAAACAAGUGCUAUUUAUAUCGUAUGCGUGAUACAUGGUCGGACAGAUGAUGUGGUUCAAGAGAGAGCCGAAGACGGCCGACAAGUCUGAGAAUGGAGUGGUGGGGAAGCUGCGGAGAAAGAAGCCGGUCAUCCUGAAGACCACGCGCGAGUCCAGCGAGAGGGAGACCUCCACCGAGAGCGACAAGGAGAGGAGACGGUACUCGGACAUCCUCGAUGUAGUCUCCAUAGAGAGACGAGAUGAGAGCGACGAGUCUCUGUACGAGUCAGCGGACGGGCACAGCGACGCCAUCUCGGCGAGUGAUGACGCCCUGCCGCGGUUCGGCAAGACUCCAACCAUCAGCAAAGAGUCACUCAAAAUAGCUGUCACAGAUGAAGAAGUAGACUUCGCUAAGACUAAGAAAGGACACAGAAAAACAAUGUCCUUAUCAAAUCCCCUAGAAAUCGUCAGGAAUUUAGGAGACGAGUGGUUUGAGUCAGCAAAGCGGGAGCUAGAAAAGAGUUCAGAUAAGAAGAAAUCCAGAGAAAGCCUUUGGAGCGAGGAAGAUCGAGAUUCUAUACACGGGUCUACGAUGAAACUCGAUCAGAUACGAAAAAAUAGUAAAAAAGAAGACAAGAAUCAAACAAAUAAUAGAAAAAGUAGUACAAUUGAUGCCCCGAAAACUAGAAAGACAAGUAAAGGCUCAUCAGUUAGUGCUUUAAAUUUCUUGAGGAGGAAGAAGACUCCGACUUCUACAAAGCCCGUAGAGUCGGUCGCAGAAGACGACAAAGGUAUAAGUAUAGAUGAAAUCUUAAAUUAUACCAGAUUGUUCUUGGAGGGUGAGAAGCGAUUCGCAUCCAUCAGUGAAGCUAGACUCGUAAGACCAGUAGAGACUGAUUCAGAGGACGAACAACCUACGCCCAAACAAAUCGCAGAGCAUAGGAGAAGGUUGAGCAGACAGACUUCAAGAAGUAAAAGUAAGGUCAGAGGAAAGAGUCAAUCAUUAAAAGUCAACACUUUGAGAAAGUCUCAUAGUGGCACGUUAAAGAAAGGGAAGAAGAAAAGUGUGAAGGCACCCUCGGGAAGAAGUCGGCAAGCCAGUAUUGUGGAACAGACUCCUAUCGCUAAGAAGAAACAUUCAGAUUCAUCAAAACAAAACUCUUGGCUGUUCAGUGGAUCUAGAGGAGAAUCUCGACGGGAAGGGUCGACGGAUGAGCCGACAGCUCCCGACGCGGACGUCGACACGAGCGACGCCAACAACAAGGAACCUGACAAGGACAAUAAUUGGCGGUCACCGGCGGCGGGCGGCGGGCGCGGCGUGAACCGCGCUGAGAGUUGUCGCGAGAGAGACGCGCCGCGCCGCGGCAAGCACCGCAACGCGAGCGACCCCAACCGGCUCACCGCGCACAACAACCAGUGAGUACUACACAUAAGAUAAUAUAUUGAUGAUAGAGAUAAGAUGUUAUACUACCUAUGGAUUUCAGAGCAAAGACUUCCAUUCAUCGACAAUUUGAAGGAAGAAACUAAGUCCUUCACAUAUUUUCCUCCAUCAUAUUCAGAAGUCACUUUUUUCGAAGUUUUGGUAGCCUAAUAUUGAUAAGCACUUUUUAGGAUGUUGAAACAGCGAAUAUUAAUAAUGAAAUAACUUCUUCUAAAGGCUCCACUCUUUUUUCCUAAUGAUGAAAUAAACUGUCAUCAAAUUAAGACGUCCGGUGAAUCUGGUGAAUUAAAAUUGUUAAAAGGAAGAACGUCAUAAAUAUACAUAAAGUAAUAACCAAAAUCACAUUUAUUUAAAGAUAUUAAUGAGUUAAAAUAAUGCUUGAUUACAUACUACUUAAUAUAAACAUGCAAACAAUGUAACAAUACGUAAAAUAAUUUUCUCUUAAGACAUGUUUACAUUGUCGCCAGUAAUUAGGGCGAAGGGAAGUGAUUAACAGAAUUCAAUGACCUAACGAAGGUAUUCCUGGCAGCUAGCCAACGAGGUAUUUAAAUAUACUCACGUAAUUAAUCAAGGGUUUUAAAUUAAUUUUAUGAAAUUUUUUGUUUCAAUGGUGUGUCUUUUAUGCGCUGUUGUGUUUUGUUGUUCUUCUAACUCUUAUUCUUCUCCUUAAUUACGAUGAAGAAAUAUAUUUGAAUCAAAUAUUAUAUGGGACAGAUUUUCAAAAACACAUACUAUUUAGCGAUCAAAAUAAUAAUCUUAAAGAGAGCAAAAUACUCUUAGUAUUUUGUCACGUAGUAAAAUCAAAAAAUACCUCAUAAAUUAUCAUACACACAAAAAAUAACAUAAUAUUUGAACAGAAGAAUUCUCAUUUGUCGUAAUCAAAAUGAACAUGACAUGUUAUUGAUUGUAAAUAUUUACUCAAAAAGCGUAAUAAGAGCGCAUUCCUCCCGAAAUAGUGCUCUAUUCGUUGUCUGCUCCACUGUAACAUGCCAAUACUUUUGUUUCACGCCGACCGAGCAGACAUCAGAAAGCCCUAACUAUCACCCCAAACAAAGCAAAAAUAAACUUUACACCACUCAAAAUAGAGCACACUUUUAUAUGACACGCCACUCUAAGUCUGGAAUGGCGUUAAAUUAUAAUUUUCGACUUUAAUGGUGAUUGUUGUUAAGUUUAUCUCAUGUUUAAUUUAUUUUUAUUUGACAACAUUAUGUUUUGUAUUGGUUUCAUUAUGAUUUUAACUAAAUAAAUUGAUAAUUCAUUAGAUUUCAAAGUUCUAUUUUCGCAAAACCUUUUUUCGUAAUUUUAAAUUU